GCGAUUGAAUGUAAUCGCGUCUCAUUGUAGAUGAGUGCAGUAUACUUCGAUACCUUGAAUGAAUUGCUGCUUGAAAUUCCACCUGAUGGACUAGGGAAGAAUGUUACUGUAGAGGUACCCGUUUAUCUCCUUGGGUUGGUCGAUGGACCUAAGAAGAGUGGACUUCUACUCGUGACAGACUUCCUUUCAGGUAAACCUUUUGUGAGCAAACAAAAUGCUAUUUCAUUUGACAUGCUCAGAUCGGGAGGACCUUUGCCGGAUGACUUCAUAUUCAGUAUUCCGUGUACGCGGACAUGCUACUCCCUGUUGUUAAAGCGAUUUAAAUCAGACCAGAUUCUCUUUUCCAAGGCCCAGUUUCUGGCGGUUUCAUUUGAUCUUACCUACUCGCCGGAGGGUAAAUGCAUUGGUAAAGAGAUGGCUAGUGCCAACAAUGUGGCAGAUGUAGCUACAUUCAAGAACCUUGCGGCUGCCAAAGCUUUGUUUGAACGAUUCACCAAACUCGUGAAUGAUGAUAUUCAGCUGCGAGUAGCAGCGAGAGUAAAAGCUCUUUUGAAAAACAACGAUGCCAAGCGACGUCGAGUUGAUGAAGGCAUAUUCAGCUCGUGGAGACAGAGCAGAGUGACACAUGGAGCAGAUCUUGCAUUCCAUCAAAACCCAGUGGAUGUAGAAACGCAGCAAUUUGAUGACUUUGUUGCCCCUAGAAUUAGUGACGAGACAAUGAUGAGCCAGCCAGAGCGUCAAGUGCCCAACACAUCUCUCCUAACAGAUACUACUGUCAAUACAAAUGGAAAGUCAGUUGGAACAGAGCUUGUUUGUACGUCGAAUUCUUCCAAUUCAAACGGCACGCUCAUUUCACAAAAUCAACCCACUCGUCCUGUUGCAGUAAUUGCUGAAUCGUCCCUUAGGUUUUCAUCUCAAGGACUGCCUUCUUCUUGUUCCCUUCUAUCUGACAAAUUUGAUAAUUUUCUUGUGAAUCGAAUUUCUAUCAACAGCCUUUUCAAGCUUCCAGAAUCUGCCAGUGAAACUAACAAGGGUCAUGUAUUUGAAAUCAAAGGAUUCUUCCGACUGCCAUUGCCGCUUGAUCACUUUGUGGUUAAACCAUAUGGUCGGACUCUCAAGUUUUCUGGGUUUAGACUCUUUUUAUUCGAGGAUUUGGGUUCUUCAAAUUUAGAUUACCUUGAAUUGGAGUUCCCAAGUGUUGAAGAAACCUGUAGGUUUCUUGGGCUUUUAGAGGAAGAGGACUGGUUCUUGAAGCAUGCCAGUGUCAUUCGUGAUUUGCAGAGAAUUUUAGAUAGAAGCGGUCCUAUAGCAGCCAGUGUCACGAGGCGAAGUACUAAGUUAGCUGGUGGUAACACUGAGAGAAGCUACUGGACUUGUUGUGGAACUUUGCAGAGCUUGCUGCAAGGCUUUUAAGGAAUUGUAACAAAGUACUGACAACUAAUCCCUCUCAUGCAUACGGAAAUAGUGUUUUACGCCUACCAUAAUAUAAAAAGAUGCUAUAUUUUUCUUAUCGCCAAGAUUAAGUUUAACUAUUUGCAAUGAGAACAAUAAGCCUUAGUAGCCACAAGACAGAUUCCCAUCGAAGGAUAAAUUAACCGCAGCAGGCGAGGCUGAUAAGAUCAUUCUUUGCACUAUAAAUAUCUGGGUGUGCGUCGCUCCACGUCUAAAACGUAGACUCCAGCCAGCGCGAUGGCACGCUAAUUUUAGAAGUGCACGCGGCGCGGCGUACUGCCCCUUUUUAGCGCAUUCACACUGUAAACAUCCAUACUAUAAAGAAUAAAGACUCAGGAGUUUUUUGAUCUUUUCUUAAUUUUAAAUCGAUUCUAAAUGUUUAUUCCUUCCAUUGAUAUCUGCCCUGCUAAAUUACUCUCCCGUGACAUAUCUGGAGAUGUGACUUCAACUGCUAAAAGCUUCAAGUCCUGGGAUACUUGUAUGGACAAUACUGCUUGCAAAGUCAUUGCUAUCGUGGGCAUUGUGUUAGCGAGUCUUGUGGUGAUGUGGGCCAUUUCUACCGUCAUUAGAUGCGUAUGUUUGGGCUUCUCAUGUCUUGAGGCCUUAUUUUGCUGUUGUUGCAGGUCAACUUCUAGAGGGUAUCAAGACAAACAGAUUCAACCGUACGAAAAUCCGAACAUGUAUGUCCGGACAGCUCCCCCCAUGUAUCAACAACAACAACAAUACCCAGUUUCUCAACAUGCAUACGUUCCCCAGCGGAGUAUGGAACUUGGAUCGGCCCAUAAUGGAUACGAGCCAGCGGGGUACCAGGUGGUUGAUUCACAUUCAAGAACCGAUCCAUUCCAAGAUCAUAAGACAUCUUAUAGAGGAAACAACUUUUAGGUUUCUCCUCACAUUUUAACGCACUGAAACCCUAACGGCCUAUAUCUUUUGUACACUAGUCCUUUUUAUAAUAUACAUUUUUAGUAUUU
Yamadazyma tenuis ATCC 10573 is the source of this 2423-nucleotide messenger RNA. The record is from RefSeq and is a predicted model, not a curated record. Lineage: Eukaryota; Fungi; Ascomycota; Pichiomycetes; Serinales; Debaryomycetaceae.